CCUUUGUUUUGAUCUGAAGUGACCCGGCUAGGGCGUUUGGGGGCUGCAGUCAGGGCUGCAGUCGCUGCAGUCUGCGUCGGGCUCCGCGGUGUUAGGUGUGUGUGGUGGUUGUGGAACUUUUAUACAGCGUUUUGCCAAAUACAUUCACAUUUAUUUUGGUAUUAAUAUUUACUAUACCAGGCAACAAUCAUUGAUUCAAACGUUUUGGAGACGCUUGAACUCAAACUUCCUUUCCAACGGAUCAAGGCUUCCAGCUGAGAGCUGAAACAGGUUGAGGAUGGAGGAGCAGAAAGUAUGGGUGCCGCACCCAAGUGACGGCUACCAGCUGGGUCAGAUCGCUGACCUGGCUGAGGAUGGCGCCACGGUUCAGCCUCUGGACCCCAAGCGGCCGGCGGUGACCGUCCCCUACGACCGGCUCUACCCUGCCGAGCAGGACGAUAACAAGGAUGUAGACGACAACUGUGCCCUGAUGAACCUGAACGAAGCCACACUGCUCAACAACGUACGGCUUCGCUACGGACGGGACGCCAUCUAUACGUACGUGGCCAACAUCCUGCUGGCGGUGAACCCGUACAAGGACAUGCGGCAGCUCUACUCGUCCGAGGUCAUCAAAAAGUACCAGGGCAAGUCCCUGGGCACGCUGCCGCCGCACGUAUUCGCCAUCGCCGACAAGGCGUUCCGCGACAUGAAGGUGUUGAAGCAGUCCCAGAGUGUGGUGGUGUCUGGUGAGAGCGGCGCCGGCAAGACCGAGUCGACCAAGUACAUCCUGCGCUACCUCUGCAAGUCGUGGGGCAGCGCGGCCGGAGAGAUCGAGGCCAGGAUACUGCAGGCUAACCCGAUUCUGGAGUCGUUCGGUAACGCCAAGACGACUCGCAACAACAACUCGUCUCGAUUCGGCAAGUUCAUCGAGAUCCACUUCAACGACCGCAUGUCUGUGGUGGGCGGCUACAUCUCCCACUACCUUCUGGAGCGGUCACGGAUCGUUGGUCAGAGUCGGGAGGAGCGGAACUACCACAUCUUCUACCAGAUAUGCGCCGGAGCGCCCGACAGCCUGCGAAAGCAGCUGCGACUCAGCAGCCCCGACCACUUCCAGUACACCCGGCUGGGCUGCACGCAGUACUUUGCCGACAAGGAGAGCAAACAGUCGAUGAACGCCGACCGGCAGAGCGCCGACCACCGCAAGAAGGGUCCUCUCAGCGACCCGAACCUGGACGACGCCAAGGACUUCGCCCGGCUCGACAAGGCGCUGGCUACUAUUGGUCUGGGUGAAAAGCAGCGCCUGGACAUUUACACGACGGUGGCGGCCGUCCUCCACCUGGGAAACGUCGCCUUCGAGGACAACCCCGAGGACAGGAAAGGUGGCUGUAUGGUCUCUCCAUCGUCGGAGCAGUCUCUGGCCACGGCGGCCGCGCUGCUCGGCGUCGAUCCCGACGAGCUGAACCAGGCCCUGCUCUCGCGUGUGAUGCAGACCAGCAAGGGCGGCGCCAAGGGCACGGUCAUCAUGGUGCCGCUGAAGACGCACGAGGCGCACAGCGCUCGGGACGCGCUCGCCAAGGGCAUCUACUCACGCCUGUUCGACUACAUCGUGUCUGUGAUCAACCAGAGCAUCCCGUUCAGCUCGUCCAGCUACUAUAUCGGCGUGCUGGACAUUGCCGGCUUCGAGUACUUCACGGUGAACAGUUUCGAGCAGUUCUGCAUCAACUACUGCAACGAGAAGCUGCAGCAGUUCUUCAACCAGCGCAUCCUGCGCGACGAACAGGAACUCUACGAGCGAGAGGGGCUCGGCGUCAAGAAGAUCAGCUACGUCGACAACCAGGACGCCAUCGACCUGAUCGAGACCAAGGGCGGCAUCCUGUAUCUGCUGGACGAGGAGUCGAAGCUGCCGCGCCCCUCGGCCGUCCACUUCACCCAGUCGGUGCACAGCGGCUGCGGCAGCUCGUUCCGGCUCGCACUGCCGCGCAAGUCCAAGCUGCGCGACCACCGCGAGAUCAGAGACGACGAAGGUUUCCUGGUGCGGCACUUUGCCGGCGCUGUGUGCUACCAGACGGACAAGUUCCUGGAAAAGAACAACGACGCACUGCACGGUUCGCUGGAGGGCCUGAUCCACGAGUCUCGCAACGCCUUCCUGCAGGGUCUGUUCGCCAGCCAGGCCGCCACCAACGGGAAGGCGCCCGCCCGCGGUAAGCUGGCGCUCGGAUCCGUGGGCUCCAAGUUCAAGCAGCAGCUUUCCGACCUCAUGGACAAGCUCAACUCGACGGGUACCAACUUCAUCCGGUGCAUCAAGCCGAACCCGAAGAUGGUGGACCGUCUGUUCGAGGGCGGUCAGAUCCUCUCGCAGCUGCAGUGCUCCGGAAUGACCACGGUACUGCAGUUGAUGCAGCAAGGCUACCCGAGCCGUGCGCCCUUCAACGAGCUCUACGCCAUGUACAAAAAGUACCUGCCCAAGGAGCUGGCGCGACUCGACCCGCGCCUCUUCUGCAAGCUGCUGCUGCGAGCGCUGGGUCUGAACGAGCACGACUUCAAGUUCGGCAUGACCAAGCUGUUCUUCCGUCCAGGCAAGUUCGCCGAGUUCGAUCAGAUCAUGAAGUCGGAUCCGGAGAACCUGGCCGCUCUUGUGGCGCGCGUGCGCAAGUGGCUGGUGGUCUCCCGCUGGAAGAAGGCGAUAUGGUGCGCGUACUCUGUCAUCAAACUGCGCAACAAGAUCCUGUACCGCCGCGAGAACCUGGUGCUGCUGCAGAGUCAGACCCGCGGCUACCUGGCCAGGAAGCACUACCGCCACCGCUACCUGGCAGUCAUGAAGGUGAAGGGCCUGCAGUCGACGCUGACGCAGAUGGCCGACAUGGUUUCCAAGAUGAAGAAGGACCGCGAGGCAUCGGCCAAGCACGUGCAGCAACUGCAGGUCUCCUUCGAGACGGUGGUGAAGAAAAUCCGCUCCAAGCCGCUCACACAGCCGCAGGUGGAGAAGGAGGUGGCCGAGCUGACUGCCACGCUGCAGCGCGAGUUCGCCUCGCUCAAGGCCAAGCUGGAGCAGCAGAAGAUCGCUGAGGAGAAGGAGCGGCUGCGCCGGAUUCAGGAAGAGAUGGACAGAGAGCGGCGCAGGCGGGAGGAAGAGGAGCGGCGGCGCCGCGAGGAGGAAGAGCAGCGCAGACAGCGGCUGGAGAUCGAGGCGCGCAGAAAGGAGGAGGAAGAGCUGCGCCGCAAAAAGGAGGAGCAGGAGCGGAUCCAGGAGGCGGCCCUGCGCAAAAAGAGGGAGGAGGAGGAGAGGGAGAUGAAGAAACUCCAGGAGCAACAGGAGCAGGAAAAGCGGGAUUACGAGCUGGCCGUCCGACUGGCAGACGAGUCCAAAACGGGCGGCGUGGAGGAGGUCCAGCCUCUCAAACGAUCACCGCUGGUGGCUCAGCAGCAGGCCGAGGCGGCCAACAAGAAGUACGACCUCUCCAAGUGGAAGUACUCGGAGCUGCGUGACACCAUCAACACCAGCUGUGAUAUCGACCUGCUGGAGGCCUGUCGUGUCGAGUUUCACCGGCGCCUCAAGGUGUACCACGCCUGGAAGGCCAACAGCAAGAAGCGCACUACCGACAUGGACGAGACGCAGCGUGCGCCGAGCUCCGUGCUGGAGGCAGCCGCCGCCGGCCGGCCGGCGCCCGCCGCCGCCGCGCCCGCCAGCGGGCCGCCGCAACCGCAGCACCGCUUCUUCCGAAUCCCGUUUGUGCGGCCGGGCCAGCAGAAGGAGAACCAGGCGCGCGGCUGGUGGUACGCCCACUUUGACGGCCAGUGGAUCGCCCGCCAGAUGGAGCUGCACCCGGACAAGCCGUGCGUGCUGCUGCGAGCAGGCAAGGACAGCAUGCAGAUGUGCGAGCUGAGUCUGAACGAGACCGGCCUGACGCGCAAACGCGGCGCCGAGAUUCUGGAGUCCGAGUUCGAGAAGGAGUGGAACAAGCACGAGGCGGCGAACGCCAAGUGAGCUCGACCGAUACCGUCGGCAGCGGCGGGGUCGGUCGGCCGCCGCGCCGCAGCUGCGGCUGACCGCGGCUUCCGUCGGCUCUGUCACUGGUGGUCGUGGGAUGCGCUGGAUCCUGCCGGGCUGCGGGCUAGUUGGGCCACUACUGCAAGUGCUGAUGUUUUGAUCGAGCGGAUCAUUGUGCCUUCAGCCUACCGUGAGAGUUUUGCUUCCUCCGCGUAUCACGCAAAGCUGGCUUUUCUGGCAGCCCCCGGAGUGUCGGCGCCCGGCGCGGUGCUCCCCCGCCCCCGCCCCCGCCCGGCGGUUGGCGGCCGGCGCUAUCGCGGCAUUUACGGCGUGCGGAAAGGCCGCGCUGCCGAGUGAGGCCGUAAUUAGCACGUCCGGCACUGUUUGCUGCCAAUCGUCCGUGUUUGCCGGUGGCCGGCGGCUAAUCUGCGCGCCGGGACGCGGGCCGGGCUGCCCGCCGCCCACCGGCCGUGCCGCCGCCGGGUACGAGCCCCUCGGCCGGUCGGCACCGGGCACACCGGAACGCAGAGUGGUGACGGUAGUCGGCCUCAUUGGAAUGUUUCUUCCAAAAACGAUUUAGGCAGUUGUAUGUGGCGGAGUUCAGAAAGUGUUACUUCCGAGUUUUCCUAAGAAACUGUGAGCUUCCGUCAACUUCGACAUCGGUAAUGACAGCUAACAGUGAUGUCACAGGCUAAACGUCUGUGGCAUCACUUCACCGACUCGUCCUGGCUUCGGCCAGGUCACGGGACGGUGCCCGUGACGUCAUAAAUGACGUCACGGUCGCAGCUGCCCAGUAUGUUUUGUACUUAAAGCGAGGCUCGGCAGGGAUGCGUACGAGUCGCAGUGGAGUCUUUGGGCUGACCUUUUGGUAGUCUCUUCACCGAUGGCAUGCGUCUUUUGUGAGACGUAGGUAAUGCAGCAUUCCAGCUUGGUUAUGAGUAUAUUUUCGAUCAAUCUAAUUGCUUUAUUUGCGAUCAGCAUAUUAUAUGUAUUCUAUCCACUUUGAGUAAGUUGUUAAUUGUUGUCAGAUUGUGAUUUAGGCAUUUGAUGUUCGUUAUAAUCCUUAUGUUUCAUAUCAUGGAUGGAGUCGGCUUAUGACAGUAUUUUAAGUUUGAACGUUUCUAUGUGACCUGCCUGUGAACAGUACGCACUUCUUCUGUUUGAUUUCGUGUCGACUGUGCAGCGUUAUCGUUGUGCUUUCCUGAUCGACAGCGGUGGAUGAUGUAAUGUGAACAGAUUUCCAAAUAAACAUGGCGGCUAUACAA
Amphibalanus amphitrite is the source of this 5232-nucleotide messenger RNA. RefSeq names its product unconventional myosin-VI-like. The transcript has 22 exons. The record is from RefSeq and is a predicted model, not a curated record. The coding region runs from base 278 to 3964 and encodes 1228 amino acids. Lineage: Eukaryota; Metazoa; Arthropoda; Thecostraca; Balanomorpha; Balanidae. Gene Ontology annotation, molecular function: ATP binding; actin filament binding; microfilament motor activity. Gene Ontology annotation, cellular component: myosin complex; endocytic vesicle; cytoplasm. Gene Ontology annotation, biological process: vesicle transport along actin filament; actin filament organization; endocytosis.